Messenger RNA from Caenorhabditis briggsae, 594 nucleotides. The record is from RefSeq and is a predicted model, not a curated record. The transcript has 3 exons. NCBI's taxonomy places the organism in Eukaryota, Metazoa, Nematoda, Chromadorea, Rhabditida, Rhabditidae. The coding region runs from base 1 to 594 and encodes 197 amino acids.
AUGUUCAGUGAGCUUAAAAAGAAGCAAGAGGAGGCGAAGGCAAAGAAAAACGAGCUGAUUUUCGACGAUCUCGAAUCGCAAACAAGCAAAUUGAAGUUAGCGGAAGUUGAAACAGCGAAAAAGGACCAAAGUGAGUUAUUAAAACGCAGGAAAAGUGUUCAUAAAACGAUCAAUCUAUCAGAAUACAUGUCCGAAAUGGAGACCAAGAGUUCGAAGAGACGAUCGAUCAAGAAAAGCGAUCAAAAGCCGUCUACAAUGUCGUUGAAUGUGGGAAGCGGUGGAAUUCACAAGGAGAAAGAAUCGGUGUCAUCGCAACGGAGCAAUAGUUUAGAGUCGCCAGGGCUUGGAGGAGGGCCAGGGCAGAAUGUGGGACUUGGAAUCUUUGAAGCUGCCACGAUGAUGUGCAAUAUCGUCGACAUCACCACGGACUCCACCAACAAAUCGUUCAAAAACGACAAAUCGAAGACUCUCAAAUCGAAGGAAAGCAAGACAUCUCUCGGAUCUGCCAGUGGACCAUUCUCUCAAAUGAAGGAGGCUCAGGAGAUGAAGAAAAAGAGCAAGAACAGCUUCGAUGCUGACGAUGAGGAUUGUUAA